GCAUGAAUGGACAUGACAGAAUUUCAGUUUAAAACAAAUGGUUGAGACACAUAAUCUGUGACCUUUACGGGAACCCAGACGUACUCUGUUUUCAAGCCUGAUUUAAAGGAGCCAGCGGUUUCUUUAUGUCUCAGGUUUUUAGGGAUUUGGUUCCAGACCUGAGAAGCAUAGAAACUAGGUACAGGCUGGCUACUGGUGUCAAGGUUUUAAAGCUUUUUCACCUCUCCUUGUGUACAAAGCAUCAAGUAAGGCUGCACACUGCCUGUGAGCUGGCUGAAAGAAGGCAUUUUUUUCACUUGGCAAGACAAAUUUGACUGUUUAGAAAAAUUUCCUGUCACAGUCAUGGUGUUGUAAACUGAAGGUGUGCCUCCUAUUGCUCUUAUUAAGGUAAUGCUAUUUUGAAGCCAAGAAGAUCUUAUAUGUUAAGCAGCCGAUUGCAGGUUUUCCCUGAGCCGAUAGCCCGACUAAUUAAUAAGCUAAUAGCAGCUUCUGUUACAUUUUAGAGGGCAGGGCGACAAACAAGUAAAACGAAGCACUUGAAAACUACCAAAAAUCUGAAUCUGACAAUUAUCUGUGAAUCAGAGGCUCAAAUACAUUUAAAUCAGGUUUUUAUUUCUGUUCAUAAAAUGUCUUAAAAUUGAAAACGUGUGAACACAUCAACAGCAUGUGCUUUCCUGAUUUUAUAAAAACAACCAGAUGUGCAUUGGGAAACAUGCUUUAAUGCAUAAAUGCACUGAUGGUUCAUAUCUAACCAGCAACUCUGAACUGUAUCGAGGCCCAAGACAAUUCAGUGCUUUGUAGACCAUUGAUAUGAUUGUAAAUUCUGUCCGUCAGCUAAUAGGGAGCGAGUUCUGUGAUUUACGGAUGGGUGGGACUUGAUCCAUUGGCCUGAUGUUGGUCAGGACUCUGGCUGCAGCAGUUUGGAUGACCUGCAACCGACUAUGUCGACUUGUUUUAGAGAGAUUUAUAAAGACAACAUCACAAGAAUCGAACCUACAGAAAACAAAGGUCCUGACCUGCCGUCUGUGUUCUUUGUUCUUGUUCGUUUAGAACAGCUCGGUUUAUACCGAGAUUAAAUUACUCACAGAUGGAGUGUAUUAAAUGAAAUUUAAUGGCUGUAGUUUUUUAUUUAGGGGUGUCAUAGUAAAGGGUGCUGAAUACAAAGCAUGCAAGAUUUGUCUGAUUUGUAUUUGCCAAACAAAACCCCAAAUAAAAUAAAAACGUGUUUUUUUCCCUUACCCAUCCAAUCAAUCACUGGUCUAUCACAUACAGUCCAUUAAUGUUUUUUUUCUUUUAAUGUGACAACAUGUGGAAAUGUUCAAGGAGUAGGAACACUUUUCAAGGCACCAUAGAUGAAAUUGCCAGUGCCAAGAUUAAAGUUAUAAACUUUAUAAACUAAAUGCAGUCAGAUGGUUUUCUUGAAAUCACUGAUACACAGAUCUUUUGGAGCCUUGUGCAUGGAGAAAAACAAGGGAUUACUGAACUGAAACAAAAUAUCAACCAAUAUUUGGCUUUUGAAGUGGGAUUGCUUAGCUUGGUUUAAAUAUCUUCUUAUUUUGUCCUCACAUUGUAGAAUAAAAGCUUCACUCACUCUGUGUGCAAUAAUGACCCAUUACUUUGACCCCCAGCAAAAGAUGAUGCGCCAGGUGACCACCGCUGACUUCUGCAUGAACAGCAGGCCAUCUUGCCUCGCAGAGGAUGGUCACCACCCUGCGGCUCAUUUCGAACUCUGCACCUCACAAUCCAAUAAGUUCUACCCUCCUCCACCUCCCACCUCCCUCCAGAUGACGCUGGCCCCCAUGGCCUUACCCACCCAGAGCCACAAGACCAUGGUGUGCCAGAGACAGGAUGUUCUCGGCGGCGACCAACGCUCACCUGGAAAAAUACCUGGCCUGAAAGGCUCGGAGCAAACACCCAGUGACGCUAAGAAAAAGAUCAAAGGUGCCGGGAAGACAGGCAGACGCGGCCGGCCUCUGGGAACCACUAAGAUGGCUGGCUACAGAACCAGCACCGGGCGACCCCUCGGCACCACCAGAGCCGCAGGGUUCAAGACAAGCCCAGGAAGGCCGCUCGGUACGACCCGAGCCGCAGGAUAUAAGGUCAGCCCCGGACGGCCUCCUGGCAGCAUCAAAGGCCUGUCUCGCCUCAACAAACUGGCUUACAGUAGCACCUGCAGCGGAGCAGCUUUCCCCUACCCGCUACCACACAAAGAAAUCCUCUGUGAACCCUCCUGCAAAGAGAAGACUGCUAAUGAGGAACGGCUCUGCACUGUUUCUACUUCACCCUGAACUGCUGGAAACUAGAAAGACUGCUGCUUCCUGUUAGGGGUGAUUGUAAUUUUGUUUUAUGAGGGUGAGAGGAGGAGAUUUUUUAUUUUUUUUUAUACUUGUCUUGCUAUCAUUUGUGUGCUUGCCACCUGAUAAUACUACCAUUUGUUUCUCAAUGCUAAUACUGGAGAUCUCUACCAGAUGCUAAUGUUUUCAUCGAAACAGAGACAGCUGUUCAUUAAUCAGGAGGCUAUUGUCUAACAGUCAUAGUAGCAGCUUAAUUUUAGUGUUGCAUGUAGCAUUUUAAAACAAGCUAAGGGAAAUGAAUUUGUAUGUUCAUUGAUUGCAACCCUUAGUGAAAAUGUGGGAAAUUCCCCGGGCUGAUCGAAAACAAAAUGUGUUUUUAAUUUUCAAAGUACUUCUAUCAAAUCCUUAUUGGCUGAUAUUACAUUUACAUUUUAUUAUGUAAAGCCCAUAUAUCAUAAUUUUUACCACUUUUUCCUUUGCUUAUAUUCUUUUCCCUGGCUAAACCUGAGAAAAAUGUUAAACCGUGAAAGAAAAAAAGUGAGCUGAGAACAAAGCUGAGAGUUUGGGAAUUAUUUUCUGACUGGAAUGCUGAACUAUGUCAUCAGUGUAUAACAUAGUGCCCAACCAAAAUGAAAGUAGUGAUGGCAAAGUCUGGGGCUUAAAUUUGGUUCAUAUAGUGAAGAAUUAAGCAGCAAUUUACCCAGAGAGAAUAAGUCAGAAGAACCAUUGUCUUAGUGCAGUAUCUGGGAGACCUAUCAAACCAGCUAUCUACAGAGGAAUUCAAAAGAAUUCUGUUGCAAGUCCAGUCAGCUUGUAAUUCACCGCAGUGGCCACCUGUGACAAAAAGCUGUGAUUCAAAACAUUAGAAUUCAGCCUCCAUUGAAAGAGUUAAUUUCUGCUCCAGUUCUGACCACCAUCCUUAUUCAUAUAUACACAGGCAUGUGUCCAUAUGUUCCUCCCCACAACUGUGUCAUCAGAAUAUCAGGUUUUAUGUUAGGGAUCAAUGCAGUGGUUGUGUAUAACUUGUCUCCAAGUACGUGUUUUAUCAACUAAUGUUUAACCACACUGCAAUAAUGUAGCUGUAAUGGAGCUGAUGUUUCUGCUCAACUGGAAUUAAAAGCAGAGUUAAAAAGAUAAGUCUUUAAAAAGGACUUAAAAUCAUUCAAGGUGUUAGCCCUCCUUACAGUAAGAGGAAGAUUUUCCAAAGUUUGGAAGCAACAACAGAAAAGGCUCUGUCUCCUCGGGUCACAAGACGGGUCCUAGGAACAUUUAAAAGCAUCAAGAGUUCCGACAUCAAACAUCCUCCAGGAACGUGCUUGUGUAAAACCUCUGUUAGAUAAGGAGGUGCCAGACCGUUGAAGCAUUUAAAAUACUAAAUUUGAAUCUUAGAGUCAAUCCUGACGGGUACAGGCAAUCAGUGCAGGGAGGACAAUAUGGGGGUAAUGUGCUCAGGUCGCUUGUUACCCAUGAGCAGAUGGGCAGCAGCGUUUUGGUCCAGCAGUAGGCAACGUAGACGAGAGCUACAGAAGUCCAGUCUAGAGGUAAUAAAAGCAGCCAUCACCCUUUCAAGACCACUGUAAAGUAAAUGGAAUUUCAUUUUGCUAAAUAACCUCAGAUGAUAAAGCUAGACUGGACCACUGCACUGACCUGUCUAUCAAAUUUAAAGCCAUUAUCAAAAACACCCUUACAGCAGUACAAGUCAGUUUUUCUAAAAACGAUCACCUCUGUCCAACAUCCUUAUACAUAUGUGCACAGACAUGCAAGUGCAGUUAUUGAUUUCACAUGACUUGUCAGCGUCAUCAGACUUUUUCUACUUACAGUUUACGUAAAAAGUGAAAACUGCUGUAAAAGUCUCUUGAUAAACUUUAUGCUCACAAACAACAGCUCUGGGUGCCUUGGUGGUCUCGUUCGCUACUCCCUGCUCAAGCCGUCUGUCGGAUCAAACAAGAUUUCCACGUAGAUUUAUUUGUAUUGCCAAAGUGUUUACUUGGUCUUUUGUUAUGUUGCAUUCAAGUAGCCACACAUACAUUCAAAUUAUUCCCAUUAAAAAUUCUUAUCCAGUUGACUAAAAUAUCCAGUUAGAGACUGUGGCUCCAGAUCUGUCAUCAUCUAUAAUUAGUACUCACUUCCUGAUUUUAAGAGAAAUGGGGAAGAGAAAAGGGAUGAUUUACUGUCAAAAAGUGCUUUUAAAAUUAUGUUUCGAAAACCCAUUAUGAUUUAUUUAUGUUUCAUAUUUUCAGUAUUUCUAGGUGUUAUGUUUCUAAAAUAUAUUUACCCUUUAAGCUAACGUGAAAUGGCAAAUGUAAGCAGACCAGAAGGAAUACCAAGUCUGUCUUUGCAUCCAGAAAGGUUAGUUAAGGAGAGUAGCUCUCCAGUCUAACAGCAUCAGAGAAGCAAACAAAUUUUAAACAACUACACAACUCACAGAUAAUCUCGGUCCCUUAGGAGUGUGUUACACCCGUAACUCAAAAUGUUGCUUCCAAAAUGUCUACAUAUUAUUAUUUGCAUGCUAUUGUCUGAAACGGCUCACUCAGCCUAGAGAUUGUUAGAAAUAAGACUGUUAUUUGUCUUUGCAAUGUUUGUUUUUGUUACAAAUACAAAACAAAAAAGUGUUAUUUUUUUCUCAAUAUUUAUCAUGAGAAAGUUAAAAACAUUUGGAUAAAUGUUCAUCCUGCAGGUUCUUUUUCAUUUCAAAUCACUUCUAGUUAUGUUUUAUGCUGCCUAUUUCUCCCUUGAAAUUUUAAAUGUCCAUUUUUUUUAUCGCAGUGAAAAUUAUGGAUUUUCCUGCUUACUUAGCAGAGAUUUUUUCCCCACGCUGAUUCUGUCCACUCGUCUCGGGUGGUGCAGUACAGAUACUCGUACAUUACACUACAGAUACAUUAUGUAAAAUUUUUAAUGCAAUUCUUUUCUACACAGCAUCCACGUGCAAUUAUAUCUCACCCGAAAGCAACAUAACUGUACAAAUUUGUCUGAGGAAUAACUAAGAAUCCAUGUUUCAUCCUUGUUCUUAAGUCCCAUUUUCUUAUUUUUCCAUGAUAAACUGUUACAAUAAAAUGUGGUCUACUGUAAAUUUGUGGCUGUCUGGUGGCAGAAAUAGAAGGGACUUUGUAGAUUUUUCACCAAUCUGUACUUUUGAUUUAAUGUUGCAUUUACACCAUGUAAAUGAGUAGACUCUUCCUCAAACUGUAUUUUCACAUUUCGCAAACAUGUUUUAGAACAAAUUGCUUCCUAAUUUGCGCUGUAAUUAUAGCAGUUAUAGGUAUUUUCAAUAUUUCUGAGUUACCAAAAUUGUGUACUGGCAUUUUUCAAACUAGAGGUCUAAAGCGUGUUACUGUUUUGAUCACAGAUGAGAGAAAACGCCUUCUAAAAUACUUGUCUUUAUACCUAUUUGCACCAUCAGAUGCAUUACAAUGGAUCUGAGAGUACUCUUACAAAGAAGUCAUUACUAUCUCAUUAACUUUAAACAAAGACUGGAUUAUCUCGAUGCAUUUGCUAAACUAUAUGAAGAUUUUACACUGAGUUUACAGCUUUCUGUCUAAGAAUUGGACAAUUAUGUCCUGGUGUUCUAAUUUGUACAAGAUAAACACAUGUCUCUUUUAAUUUUAUUUCUUCAGUGGGACAUAAGCCCCAGAUUUGUAUAUUUAUUGGUAUUGCUUUUUAUUUUGUGUGUUUUUAGGUUUGUUAUAAGCCCUGAAGCUCUUAAAAUCAAACUAUUUGGAAAGCUAAUGUUUUUAUGAACAGCUACAGCCGGGUACUAUAAAAUAAAGUGAAAAUUGAUACUGUGUAACAGAUUAAAACUGCCAAAUACAUUCUUUAAAAUGCUUUUUAAGUACAAUGACUUGUCAGGCUUGGUUUUUGUUGUUUAUUUUUUAAUUACAAAAAUAUAGGAAACUCUAAUGCAGAAGCAUGGUAUAGUCCAAGACUUAGUGCAAACAACUGUGAGUUGAAUAUAACCUAUACUAUAACAAGUUGCCCUUGUAGGUUUAACCAUUUAAAAUUGGUCAGUUUGUUGCAAUCAUUUAUUACAUGUAUUCUAAGUUACUGUGGAAACUUUACUAUAAUUUUCCUUGUGUCUUUAAAAUUUUGUACAAGGCAUUUUGUUAAAUGUUAGGAUUAUCUGUGCAGUGUAAGCAAAUGUACUGAAAAGGUCAGAUAUAAACCUUUUUUAACCAUUCUUUACCAAAGAAUGCAACAUCUCAAAAGGCUAAAUUCAGCAUUAAAGUUGUACUGUAAAAUGUAAAUUAAAAGAAACAGUCUAAUAUCAUGUACUAUGACUUAAGUAAAACAUAUAUGUUGCAUUAGAUACUAAAAGCUAACAUUCUCAUUCCUUGAGUGCAUUUUAGACACUAUUAUACACUAUUAUACGUUUUUAUGUCUGAUUUUUGUAUUAAUCUGUUAAAUAAUUUGUCAUUUAUGUGCCAGUAUGGCUGUAGGGGUGCUAAUUUUCGUCUUCACACUUUACACUUCCUAACCUUCAAGCUAACCUCAGUUUUGUAAUCUUAGGGUCCUGAAGUCCUUCAUAAAUGUGAAACUUUAAACAUUUGUCCCUACUUUCUGGAAAUGUUGAGAAAUAUGAUGCUGUUAUUAUGAGCUUAAUUUGUUUUACUCAAAGUUGUUUCUUUAAAACAAAUGUUCACAGCCUGCUAGUUAGCUAAAGAAGCUAGCAUGAGCUUGGCUUGAUUAACACUAAUAAAAGUAAAAAAAUAAUUUCUGGUUAAAAAAUAUGCAAAACAUAAUGUAAAUGUAUUAUCUAGAUUGCAUUGAUUUUACAUUUGUAAAGGUUUUUAGACAUGGGUAAUGAACAAAGAUUUGUGUUGCCUUUGUGACGCUCUGAUAUUUAGCUUGCAUCAGAUGCCUAAAAAGCCUAAAUGUCCAAUAUCUUGGUUUAAAUCAGAUAUAUAUAUAUAUAUAUCUAUUUAUAGAUAUAUAUAUAUAUAUAUUUUUUUUUUUUAAUUGUGUCGGGAUAGCUAAAGUGGUACAAAUCCUUAGUCUUUACUGCCUUUACUGUUACACUUUGUUUUUACAUUUUACCUUCAAGCUAGCUUCUGUUGGGUUAGCAUAUGGUUGUGAAGUCCUGCCACACUGUGAAAUUCACUCAUCUGUCCCAUUUUCUCAAAAUAUUUAGAAAUCUAAUGUUAUACUGGAAAGUGCAUUUCUUUUUGCCAAAUAAAAUAGUUUCUUUUUAAUUUUUCUACAGUGUCACAGCAUGCUAGUUUGAGAAAGAAUCUAGCAUAAACUUGGUUUAACACUAAUAAAACAAACAAAACUUAUGUUUAAAUAAUUAAAACACAAAAGCUGUAUCUACCCUAUUUAUGUACUGUGUAUUGGGAAACAUACUAUUUGUCUCCAUUUUCUGGAAAUAUUUAAUGAUCUAAUGUUGUUUUAGAAGGCGGAAUUGCUUUUGCCAUACAAAAUUGUUUCUUUUUACAUUUUUAAUAGCUUGGUUUUAUUCACACUAUAAAUAAAUGUACACUUACUAUCUUGACUUGCAGUUAAAUUUUUCUGGAGGGUUUUUUUUUAUCAGUGGAGACUGAACCAUGAUUUGUGUGUCUUUUAAGCUCUUUUUAGCUUUUUGUGAAAUGCUAAUGAUAAAAGCUAAUAAUAAUUUUGUGUAAAACUAAGAAAUAAAUUACCCCAAGAACCGGUUCCAGAUCUGUAAAGACUGAUACAACUGUUUAAAAAAAUUAGACUAGCAUGAAAGUUUGAUCAAUAUAUAAUGUCUUAAUGAUCUUGUGAUGGUUGAAUGUAGAUAUUAAACUGAAGCUAAUGUUCUACGCUAAGGAGAUGGGUGCUGGUAUGAACUUAGAUAGGACUUUACCUCACUAAUGCACACUGUGUCCGAUAAUAUUGGGACUGAUAACCCACUAUUAAAUCUGAGUUUAUUUCUAAGGAGGAAACUGGAGAAAGAAUACCUAAACAAUUCUUGAUUAAUAUUUUAAGCAAGAAAUUGCAAACUAAGGGGCCCAGUUAUUAAUAAUUUAAUUUCUUUCUUACUGUCUUGUGUCUCAGCACCUGCAGCUUUUUCUCACAUUUGUGUUUUUGAGAAGAUGUGAAGCCCAGUUAUUUCUGUGUGAUUGGCAAAGCUUGUAAAACUUUGUACAAGUUUUCAUAUUAUUCCUGCAUGAUUGUUGUGAAAUGUUUAAAAGUUGUGUUAUACAUGAAUAAAAUAAAUAACACUUUGUGACAUGUUGA
Molecule: messenger RNA, 8486 nt
Organism: Girardinichthys multiradiatus
Lineage: Eukaryota; Metazoa; Chordata; Actinopteri; Cyprinodontiformes; Goodeidae
Gene: c11h5orf24
Product: chromosome 11 C5orf24 homolog
Exons: 1
Coding region: 1605-2288 (227 amino acids)
Source: RefSeq, a predicted model, not a curated record